GGCGGGACGGGGAAGGGGAAGAGGAGGCGGCCGGUCUGCCGGCGGGGCUCCAGCUCCCGCAGCUGAGGUUGGGAGCUGUCUGCGAAGUGAUUAUUUUUACUUUAUUUUUUUAAUCCCCGAGGCAGAUGGCUGGCGUGGAAGCACCACCCGUCUCCGCUCUCCGGAUCUGUGCCUGGCUCCUCUCUAGCUUCUUGGGACUCGGGAUCGUCGCGCUGUGAUGUGUGCCGGGGAGGACUCGGCUGCCAGAAGCUAUGUGCCUUCUACCAACUUAUUGCUCAAGUUUCUCCCCUAUAUCAGAGCCUUCUGGCUGCGGAGGCUCUCACUCCAGCGGAGGUAUUUGGAUCAGGCUUGGGUAACCAUUGACCAAGCUGUGGCACUGGGAUCACCUACCCAACCUGGAUCUCACCGCAUUUUGGACAUGACUGAGCCUGUUCAGUGGGCCCGAUACCACUGGCAGCGCCUGAUGGGCGGUCCGAACAGGGGCGAGGAUGAGAGGCCGUACAGCUAUUCCUCGCUGCUUGCCUGCGGGAGCAAGUCCUCUCAGACCCCCAGACUGGCAGGCAGGCACCGGGUUGUGGUUCCCCACCUCCAGCCCUUCAAGGAAGAGUACGAGAAGUUCUCUGGAACCUACGUGAAUAACCGAAUACGGACGACAAAGUACACGCUUCUGAAUUUUGUGCCAAGAAAUUUAUUUGAACAAUUUCACAGAGCCGCCAAUUUGUAUUUCCUGUUUCUAGUGGUCCUGAACUGGGUGCCUUUGGUAGAGGCCUUUCAAAAGGAAAUUACGAUGCUGCCUCUGGUGGUGGUCCUUACAAUUAUCGCAAUAAAAGACGGCUUGGAAGAUUACCGAAAAUACAAAAUUGACAAGCAGAUCAACAACUUAUUAACCAAAGUUUACAGUAGGAAAGAAAAAAAAUACCUUGAUUGCUGCUGGAAAGAUGUUACUGUUGGGGACUUUAUUCGCCUUUCUUGUAACGAGGUCAUUCCUGCAGAUAUGGUCUUACUCUUUUCCACGGAUCCAGAUGGGAUCUGUCAUAUUGAGACUUCUGGGCUUGACGGAGAGAGCAAUUUAAAACAGAGGCAGGUGGUUCGGGGAUUUGCAGAGCAGGACUCUGAAGUCGACCCUGAGACAUUCUCCAGUCGGAUAGAAUGUGAAAGUCCAAACAAUGACCUCAGCAGGUUCCGCGGCUUCCUAGAACAUUCCAACAAAGAACGUGUGGGUCUUGGUAAAGAAAAUUUAUUACUUAGAGGAUGCACCAUUAGAAACACGGAGGCUGUUGUGGGCAUUGUGGUUUAUGCAGGCCAUGAAACCAAAGCAAUGCUGAACAACAGCGGUCCCAGGUAUAAGCGCAGCAAAUUAGAAAGAAGAGCGAACACAGAUGUCCUCUGGUGUGUUCUGCUUUUGCUUAUAAUGUGUUUAACUGGUGCCUUGGGUCAUGGAGUCUGGUUGAGUAGAUAUGAAAACAUACCCCUUUUUCAUAUCCCUGAGCCUGAUGGGCAUGUCAUAUCACCAGUGUUGGCAGGAUUCUACAUGUUUUGGACCAUGAUCAUUUUGUUACAGGUCUUGAUUCCCAUUUCUCUGUAUGUUUCCAUUGAAGUUGUGAAGCUCGGGCAGAUCUAUUUUAUCCAAAGUGACGUGGAUUUCUACAAUGAGAAAGUGGGUUCUACUGUCCAGUGCCGAGCCCUGAACAUCACAGAGGAUCUUGGGCAGAUUCAGUACCUCUUUUCUGAUAAGACAGGAACCCUCACUGAGAAUAAGAUGGUUUUUCGAAGAUGUAGUGUGGCAGGCUUCGAUUACUGUCAUGAAGAAAAUGCCAAGAGGUUAGAGUCCUAUCAGGAAGCUGUCUCUGAAGAUGAGGAUCUUGCAGACACCCCCAGUGGCUCCCUUGCCAAUAUGGCGAAACCGAGGGCCCCCAACUGCAGGAUGGCUCAUAACAGGCCCUUGGGAAGUAAAUCCUCAAAUCAUCUUGCUGGGAGCUGUUCUGCUCUAGGAAGUGGAGAAGGAGCCAGCGAAACGCCUCAUUCCAGACAGGCUGCUUUCAGUAGCCCCAUCGAAACAGAUGUGGUGCCAGACACCAGGCUUUUGGACAAAUUCAGUCAGAUUACACCUCAGCUCUUUGGCCCAGUGGAUGAGACUCUCCCAGAUCCACCACAGGACAGUUUGUACAUCAUUGACUUCUUUAUUGCUUUGGCAAUCUGCAACACAGUAGUGGUUUCUGCUCCUAACCAACCACGACAAAAGAUCCGACUCUCUUCACUAAGUGGAAUGCCCAUUAAGUCUUUGGAAGAGAUUAAAAACCUUUUCCAGAGACUGUCUGUCCGAAGAUCAAGUUCACCAUCUCUCGCCAGUGGGAAGGAGCCAUCUCCUGGGGCCCCGAACGCCUUCGUGAGCAGGCUCUCCCUCUUCAGCCGGGUGAAACCGGCCUCGCCUGCGGAAGGAGAGGUCUCCCAGACAGCCGGGAGCCCGCAGGGCCCUGGGAGCUCCGCUUGCCCUCCAGAAAGAGAGAAACAAAACGGUGAUGCAGGCAUCGCCAACGGCAAGGUGGACGCCCUCCCUGGACAGCCCUUGACCUCCAGUCUGUGUUAUGAGGCGGAGAGCCCAGAUGAGGCGGCCUUGGUGUAUGCCGCCAGGGCUUACCAAUGCACUUUGCAGUCCCGGACACCAGAGCAGGUCAUGGUGGACUUCGCUGCUCUGGGACCAUUAACAUUUCAACUCCUACACAUCCUGCCCUUCGACUCAGUAAGAAAAAGAAUGUCCGUGGUGGUCCGGCACCCCCUUUCCCACCAAGUUGUGGUGUAUACGAAGGGUGCUGAUUCUGUAAUCAUGGAAUUGCUGUCCGUGGCUUCCCCAGAUGGAGCAAGUCUGGCAAAACAACAGAUGAUAAUAAGGGAAAAGACCCAGAAACACUUGGAUGACUAUGCCAAACGAGGCCUACGCACUUUAUGUAUAGCAAAGAAGGUGAUGAGUGACACUGAAUAUGAAGAGUGGCUGAGGAAUCAUUUUUUAGCUGAAACCAGCAUUGACAACAGGGAAGAAUUACUGCUUGAAUCUGCCAUGAGGUUGGAGAACAAACUGACUUUACUUGGUGCCACUGGCAUUGAAGACCGUCUGCAGGAGGGAGUCCCCGAGUCUAUAGAUGCCCUUCACAAAGCCGGCAUCAAGAUCUGGAUGCUGACAGGGGACAAGCAGGAGACAGCUGUCAACAUCGCCUACGCAUGCAAACUGCUGGAGCCAGAUGACAAGCUCUUUAUCCUCAAUACCCAGAGUAAAGAUGCCUGUGAGGUGCUGAUGGGCACAAUUUUGAAAGAACUUCAGAAGAAGAACCCAGUCUCUCCAGAGCAAGCAUCUUUAAGUGAGGAUUUACACCAGCCUUCCGCCCCCCGGGACUCAGGGCUGCGGGCUGGGCUCAUUAUCACUGGGAAGACCCUGGAGUUCGCCCUGCAGGAGAGCCUGCAGAGGCAGUUCCUGGAGCUGACUGCUUGCUGUCAAGCUGUGGUCUGCUGCAGAGCCACACCCCUGCAGAAAAGCGAGGUGGUGAAAUUGGUGCGCAACCAUCUCCGGGUGAUGACCCUAGCCAUUGGUGAUGGUGCCAAUGACGUUAGCAUGAUACAAGUGGCAGACAUUGGGAUAGGGAUCUCAGGUCAGGAAGGCAUGCAGGCUGUGAUGGCCAGUGACUUUGCCAUUUCUCAGUUUAAACAUCUCAGCAAGCUCCUUCUUGUCCACGGGCACUGGUGUUAUACACGACUGUCCAACAUGAUUCUCUAUUUUUUCUACAAGAAUGUGGCCUAUGUGAACCUCCUUUUCUGGUACCAGUUCUUUUGUGGGUUUUCAGGAACAUCCAUGACUGACUAUUGGGUUUUGAUCUUCUUCAACCUCCUUUUCACAUCUGCCCCUCCCGUCAUCUAUGGUGUUUUGGAGAAAGAUGUGUCUGCAGAGACCCUCGUGCAGCUGCCUGAACUUUACAAGAGUGGCCAGGAGUCAGAGGCAUACUUACCCCUCACCUUCUGGAUCACCUUGUUGGAUGCCUUUUAUCAAAGCCUGGUCUGCUUCUUUGUGCCUUACUAUACCUACCAGGGCUCAGACGUUGACAUCUUUACGUUUGGAAACCCCUUGAACACAGCUUCUCUGUUCAUCAUUCUCCUUCAUCUGGUCAUUGAAAGCAAGAGUUUGACUUGGAUCCACAUGCUGGUCAUCGUUGGUAGCAUCUUGUCUUAUUUCUUCUUUGCCUUGGCUUUUGGAGCCAUGUGUGUCACUUGCAACCCACCCUCCAACCCCUACUGGAUUAUGCAGGAGCACCUGCUGGACCCAGUGUUCUACCUAGUCUGUGUCCUCACAGUCUGCCUUGCUCUUCUUCCCAGGGUUGACAAACUGUGACUCACAGAUCAAAUCUGGCCUGCUGCCUGGUUUUGUAAAUAACGUAUUAUUGGAACAUGGCCAUGCUCAUUAAUUACUGCCUGUGGCUGCUUCUGCUCUACGGCACAGUUGAAUAGUUGCAGCAAAGGCUGAAUGGCUUCCAAAGCCUGCAAUAUCACUACCGAGGCCGUUGGAAGAAGUUUGCCAACCCUGAUCUGUAACACCAUCAUCAAGCACAACGGCCACAAACUUUUUUUGCUAAUGGACAUCCCUUCUAGAAAUGCACAAGGAAACCCACCUGAGUCAUUCUGCGGUGGUUACAGUCGCAUACUUAACAAUUUCUCUCAAACGGAAGUGCUUCUGUAGUGCUCACUGUUAUUCCCAGCUCUAAGAUUUAAAAUACUGACAAGAUGAACUUGUAGAAUUUAUGAAGAAACAAAGUUAUAGCCUUCAGAAAUUUCUUCAAGAGUAUUACCAUUAAAAUUCUAAUAUUGCUGGGGUAGGCUGAAAAAAUGACCCCCCCCCCCAAAAAAAAAAGAUAUCCAUGUCCUAAUCGUUAGGACCUAUAAGUAUUACCUUAUGUAGCAAAAGUGGCCUUGGCAGAUGUGAUUAUGUUAAGGGUGUUGAGAUGGGGAGAACAUCCUGUAUUAGCUGCGUGGGCCCUAAAUGAAGUAGCAAGUGUCCUUAUAAAAGAGAGGCAGAAGGAGAUCUGACCAGAGGAAAGAGGAGAAGGCACUGUGACCAGGGAGCCAGAGUUUCCUUCGCCAUAAACCCAGGCAUGCUGACAGCCCCUGGGAGCCCGAAGAAGCAAGGAGUGGAUCUUCCAGAGGGAGCAUGGGCCUUCUGGAACAUUCAUGUUGGCCCAGUGAAAGUGUUUUCAGAAUCCCCAGCCUUCAGAACUAUGAGAGAAUAAAUUGUUGUUGUUCUAAGCCGCUAAGUUUGUAGUAACCUGUUACAGCAGCCACAGGAAACAAGUAAGUUUUGCUGCCAGGAAGAUGGGUGCUGCUGUAACAAAUACUCAAAAAUGUGCAAGUGGCUUUGAAAUUGGGUACUGGACACAGACUGGAAGAAUUUUGAGGCACGUCAUAGAGAAAUAUGGGACUUCCUAAACAGACUAAGAUAGAAAUAUGGACAUCGGUGCUUGCUGGUGAGGACUCAGAAGGAAGUGAGAAAGCAUGAUAGGGAAAACCUAGAAAAUACAUAUAUUAUCAUAAACAGGACAUUGCUAGAAAUGUGAGAGUUAAAGGCACUGCUGGCGAAGACGCAAAAUGAAAUUAGGAACAAGUUAUUGGAAAUUUAAGGUAAAUGGAUCUUGGCAAUAUGGCAGCAGAAAAUGUAGCGGAAAAACAUUACUAAUAUGUGGAAAGCAGGCUUUAUAAAUUUUGAACUUGAUUAUUUAGCGGAGGAGAUUUCCAAGCAAAGUGUUAAAGGUCUGGCCUGGUUUUUUCUUGUUGCUUAUGAUAAACUGUGAGAGAAAAGAGAUGAAGGAAGAUCUAUUGAAGUUAAAAGGAAAUAGAUUUAGGAAAUCCUCAGCCUACCCAGAUUUCGGAAGUUGCUAAAACCAGGAGACUGAUUCUUUGGAGUAUGCUCUAGAGAGGCCAAGAGUAUGGCUGGACGACCUUUUGCUAGAGAUUAGGAGUGUGACUCAUGGAUCCCUCUACCACAGUGGUUCUCAACCUUCCUAAUGCUGCGACCCUUUAAUACAGUUCCUCAUGUUGUGGUGACCCCCAACCAUAAAAUUAUUUUUGUUGCUACGUCAUAACUGUAAUUAUGCUACUCUUAUGAAUUGUAAUGUAAAUAUCUGGUAUGCAGGAUGUAUUUUCCUUGUUACAAAUUGAACAUAAGUAAAGCACAGUUAUUAAUCACAAAAACAAUACGUAAUUAUAUAUGUGUUUUCCGAUGGUCUUAGGCGACCCCUGUGAAAGGGUCGUUCGACCCCCAAAGGGGUUGCGACCCACAGGUUGAGAACCACUGCUCUACCAUCUCUACAGCCUUCAAGAGAGGAGAUGGGAUUAUACAGGAAAGAUCUGUGGAAGACCCUCUUAUCUAAUGGCAUAGAUCCCCAUGACAUACACUGGUGACCCACAAGGCUUUUGAGAAUGCUCUAACAGCAUAAAUACUGCCAGCUGCCGGACGAGUUUGUGGUAGUUUGUUACCGUAGCUGUGAGCCAUUCAUAGCUAACAUUUUUUUUGAACACUUGCUAUGUGCCAACACUCUGCCUGCUUUACUUGUACUUUCUUAUUUAACCUAACAUUACACCUAUGAUGCAGCACUGUUGGUAUCUCUGCUAUUGUCCAUUUUUGUUUAUUUGUUUAACAAGCACUCAUAAGGCACUCACUACUUCUUAAGUGCUUUACAAAUAUUAAUUUAUUUAAUAUUGUCGUCAUUUCUAUUUUAUAUUUUGCUUAUCCUCCCCCUUUACCCCAAGGGGGCCACCAGACCACCCUUCUACUAGUUCUAAUUGGUGAGUAUUUUUUGUGUCCUCUGAUGCAUUUGAGGUGAAGGUAAUUCC
Molecule: messenger RNA, 6867 nt
Organism: Myotis daubentonii (Daubenton's bat)
Lineage: Eukaryota; Metazoa; Chordata; Mammalia; Chiroptera; Vespertilionidae
Gene: ATP10D
Product: ATPase phospholipid transporting 10D (putative)
Exons: 24
Coding region: 218-4375 (1385 amino acids)
Biological process (GO): phospholipid translocation
Cellular component (GO): plasma membrane
Molecular function (GO): ATPase-coupled intramembrane lipid carrier activity; ATP hydrolysis activity; magnesium ion binding
Source: RefSeq, a predicted model, not a curated record